Pocillopora verrucosa is the source of this 1912-nucleotide messenger RNA. Its product is annotated as myo-inositol 2-dehydrogenase-like. Gene Ontology annotation, molecular function: oxidoreductase activity; nucleotide binding. Gene Ontology annotation, cellular component: cytoplasm. NCBI's taxonomy places the organism in Eukaryota, Metazoa, Cnidaria, Anthozoa, Scleractinia, Pocilloporidae. Gene Ontology annotation, biological process: NADPH regeneration. The record is from RefSeq and is a predicted model, not a curated record.
AUGAAGUCAAAGUAGUUUUCUUCUAAAAAUAACGCUUCCACAAUGCAACGCAAUCAGAGUGCGGACACCGCCUGCGCUACGAUCUGCCCAACUUUCGAUGUGUUGAGGGAAAGGGUCGGAAGCCUCGCGUCGGAAACCGUCCAGCUGCUAAAUAAUCAAUAAGAGAAUCCUCUUUUACUACUACUAUGAGUCACAGUUCCCGUAUCGGUUUUGUGGUGUUUGGUUUGGGUCGAGCAGGUGUCAUCCAUUCCACGAACCUCAUACGAAACCCACAGGCAACCCUGAAAUGGAUCGUAGAUAUUGACGAAGACAAGGCCAAGAAGUUCGUGACAGAAAAUUUCAUGGAUACACAAGUUAUUGCCCCAUCCGACAUGGACAAAGCGUUACUUGAUCCAACCGUUCAGGCUGCAGUGGUAGCUACUCCAACUAAGAUGCACGAGGAUAUUGUGAUGCGCUGCUUACGAGCGGGAAAAGCUGUCUUCUGUGAGAAACCAAUUGCUCCUACCUUACAGGCUAUAGAGCAUUGUUACAAGGAGGCCGACAACCAACACCUUCCAUUGCUGUGCGCUUUCAACAGACGAUUCGAUCCAACAGUUCGGUCUGUGUUCGACAGAGUUCGAAAAGACGACAUUGGCAACAUUCAGGUCGUUAAGACAACUAGUCGGGACUCCGCUCCGCCAUCAGAAGGUUAUAUAAGGAUUUCCGGAGGGAUCUUCCAUGACUCCUGCGUUCAUGACGUAGAUCUCCUAUGCUGGAUGCUGGGUGAAGCUCCUCAUACAGUCUUCUGUCUCGCCCAUGCCUUCCAUGCGCACAUCGGAGCUAUGAAUGAUGUAGAUACAGUUGGAGUGGUUAUGAAAUUUCCAAGUGGCGCCAUCGGUCAGAUAGAUAUGUCACGCCAUGCUGUUUAUGGCUAUGAUCAACGUGUUGAAGUGUUUGGAUCUGGUGGAAUGCUCACCAGCGACAAUCAAAGCAGUCUCUGUGCCACCUAUUUUCAUGCCAGUGGGAGCACACAGAAUCCCAUCAAAGUUUCCUUCCCACAACGAUAUUCCCAAGCUUAUGAGUUAGAAAUGAAUCACUUUAUCGACGUAAUCAAACACAAAGACAAUUUGCUCAUCUCCAAAGAUGAUGUACUACGUUCAUUCACCGUCGUGGAAGCUAUUGAGAAGUCUUUCCGGACCGGAAAACCAGUCAGUUUAUGAAAAGAGAUGAUUGACCAGAACUAAAAUCUGAAAUAUUACAAUUAAUGGUAGUUUUUGGCCUAUAUUCUGAAAUUUUAAGUUAAUUUUAGUGAUUUUCCUCUUUUCUGGAAAUGAAGAAAUUUUACUACUACUUUUAAAUGCAGAUUUGUUGGACAUUUGAUUAAAUUUUGCCGAGAAACGCUCAUGUCAAUGAUGGUGGCCGAAAAUUAAAACACCGAAUAUUUAACAAUUAUACGUGCCCCGUUGGUUAUGGUAAUCUUAUAUUCGGUAAGCCUGAGUAGAAUCAUGAAUUGUUGGAGUAAAAACAGAAAGAAAUAACCCUAACAACAAGCUAUUAUGUGGUUUGACAACGACCGGAAGACAAUUGACUUUCCCUUGUCCCAAAUGUCGUUGCAACAUGCAAAUUAAUCAUGUAAUGUAUCAAGCAAAACUGCCUAAAUUUCCGUUACAUUCCUUGAAAAUUUUCAUACCAAAUUUAGUGGCUUUUUGGUGGAUAUGGAAGUCGCAUUUUCUAUUAGUUCUGCUAUUUUUUUAAGUUUCAUACUCUGGGGCAAACCGACUUUUUACGGCCAUUUCUUCAAGGCUCGCUCGUGCACUUGCCCGCUUGCAAACGAAUUCAUUAACAAUAUUUGUCGUAGCUAGGUUAUGAGCUGUGAGCUAGGUUACAAGGUCAUAACAUAACUCGGUUCAGCCAAUCAGAAGGCAAGAAAUUC